GGCAGCAGCAGCAGCAGCAGUCAGCCAGCCAGCUGGUGUGUGUGUAGCUAUAGGUAGUGUUGGUGUAGAAGGUGUCGGUCUAGUGUCGGUGGGUUAGCUCCCGAACACACACAGUUCUUAAGAGGACGUUAGCCGCACCGCACCAUCAACUUUGCUCUCUCUCUCACUCGGCUCCUCUUUUUUAGAACAUUUUUCAUUUCUUGGUGUGAUUUUGUGAAAUUUUUUUGCUUGUUGGGGGUCAAUUUCAGUGCGUGAAUUUUGGAGUGUACCCCGCCAAUUUUUUGAAAUUUUGAAAAAAAUUGUGUGGAGGGAAAUUUGAAAAAAACAAACCGGAAAAAGGAAAAUUCGCCGCCCGGAAUUAGUCAGAAAAAACAGGAGCACUUGAAUCUUUUUGGGGGGUUGGUUGUGAUAUGGUUUUGCGUGGGGGCGGAUCAUGUCUCCGCAGCUCGGGCCGACCACUCUCCUCUCACUUGCCCGGCACUGGCACGUCCUCUUGCUCAUCUCUCUCAUCACGCCGAUCGGACCUUUUUCCAGCAGGUCGGUGAUGGCUUUGAGCGCUGACCUGAUAUGCGGCAAGAUACCGGGAUUGACGUACAAGCAGCGGCUGCUCUGCGCCGCCAAGCCCGACGCCAUGGUGGCCAUCAGCAACGGAGCCAAACUGGGACUAGCCGAGUGUCAGGAGCAAUUCAAGUACCACCGAUGGAAUUGCACGGCCAUCGGCAGCCGAAACGGAUUCGGUCACGUCGUCGUUGUCGGAAGCCGAGAAGCGGCUUAUCUGUAUGCAGUGUGGAGCUCCGGCCUGACGUACGCUAUCGCCCAGGCGUGCAGCCAAGGAGCUAUCAGCUCUUGCGGUUGCGAUCCGACCAAACGGGGCGGCAAGGACCUGGUCAGAUCCAUGCGCAGGUCCCAUCGGGCGCGCAACGCCGCCAACGGAGCUAAUACCAACGCAGGUAAUGGAGGAGGUCCUGUGGCUGCCGGCGGAAACGGAUGGAAAUGGGGCGGCUGUUCGGCCGACGUCCGAUCGGGAGCCUCGCUGGCCAAACGAUUCGCCGACUCGAGAGAAACCGAAGGAGACGAUAGGAGCUUGAUGAAUCUGCACAAUAAUAAAGCCGGUAGAAAAAUUGUCAAAUCGAUGUUGAAGAAGGAAUGCAAAUGCCACGGAGUCAGCGGCAGUUGCUCACUCAAAACCUGUUGGGAGAAAUUGCCGGCCUUCAGGGACAUUGGCGAUGCCCUGAUGAAGCAGUACCGUGAAGCCAAGGCCGUCGUCGCCAAAGAGAGUCGCAGCGGCAACGACAGCAAGCCACGCAAACUGUUGACGCUGCAGUUGCGUAGGAAGCCGCACAACAAGCCCCGUCUCUCGGAGCUGGUGUUUCUCAACUCUUCGCCAAACUACUGCGAGGCGAACCCGUCGACGGGGUCGCUGGGUGUCGUCGGCAGGAGGUGUAAUCGAACCUCAACAGGUGCUGAUGGCUGCAACCUGCUCUGCUGUGGACGGGGGUACAACACCCACCAGUUCAACCACGUCUCCCAUCAGUGCAACUGCAAAUUCCACUGGUGCUGCGAAGUCAAGUGCCAGACUUGCACCAUCAAGAGCGAAGAGUACACCUGCAAAUAAAAAUGAGAGAAUUGUUCACUCGUAGACUGUACAAUCUAGGACUGAUAAAUUUAUGAUAAUGUGUUCGAUGGGCUUGGAACGUUGAAAUCUGAUAUGAUGGAUGUAGGCCUACAGUAAUGAUCAAGAGAUUGAUUCAGAGUCGUUUUUUAAAUAUGUAUCCGAAAUGUAAUAACUCAUCUGCACUGACCUCGUUGGAAGAAAUUAAUUGCCCCCAAUGUUGUUAUAUUUUAAGAUUUCAAAAAAUUGCUUCAUCAUCGUAUUUUGGACGUGCCAUUUCGGAAUGUGCCGAUCAACUUGACGUAUUGAGGUUCAAGAAUAUUGAGAAUCAUUUCCCAUUGUUUUCACUGGUCAUCCAAAUCUCGCUGCUUUCUAUUUUUUAAUUUGAGAUUUUCCUUUUUUUUUUUCCCUUGAAACAUAAUAAAACAAUAACAAACCAUUUUUGAAUCUUGCAGCAGACGAAAUUCUGUCCGAAACGAAAAGAGAGGGAGUUUCGAACGAUUUUUUGAAUUUUGUUAUUUCCUUGAUAAAUAAUAAAAAUAAAAAGAUUAAAAAAACAAAA
Daphnia pulex (common water flea) is the source of this 2174-nucleotide messenger RNA. It is a transcript of the gene Wnt2, whose product is annotated as protein Wnt-7b-like. Gene Ontology annotation, cellular component: extracellular region. The coding region runs from base 434 to 1615 and encodes 393 amino acids. The record is from RefSeq and is a predicted model, not a curated record. The transcript is spliced from 6 exons. Gene Ontology annotation, biological process: multicellular organism development; canonical Wnt signaling pathway; positive regulation of JNK cascade. Gene Ontology annotation, molecular function: frizzled binding; cytokine activity. NCBI's taxonomy places the organism in Eukaryota, Metazoa, Arthropoda, Branchiopoda, Diplostraca, Daphniidae.